UAACUAAAUAACGAUCGCGCAGGCGGGAAAUUGACUUCACUGGAUUCAUCCCUGGGUUGUUUAUCUUUUUUUAUUUAUUACUCCUCCUCCUGCCCGCGGAUAAAGAGGAGGAGGCGGUUGUGUUUGUAAACAGAAAGUGUAGCCGUUCAUUCGAGGUACGAAGAAAAAUGAGCACGGCAACGGGGGACGAGAUCAUCCGCAUCGCGAAGAAGAUGGAGCGGAUGGUGCAGAAGAAGAACACGGUAGGAGCUCUGGAUUUGUUGAAGGAACUUAAAAGCCUUCCCAUGACGUUGGAGCUCCUUCAGUCGACCCGGAUUGGCAUGUCUGUGAACGCCAUCCGCAAACAGAGUGGGGAGGAAGAAGUGACGUCUCUAGCGAAAGCGCUCAUAAAAUCCUGGAAAAAACUACUAGAUGGUCCUUCUGGUGACAAAGAACCAGAAGAGAAGAAGAAGGAGCCUCCACCUCCUGCUCAGAGCAGCCCAGAGGCAAAGGAAGAGAGCAGUUCAAGCAGCAAUUCCAGCUUCCGGAAAGAAGAGUGUUCAACCUCCUCCGAUGGACUUAUUACCUCAUAUCCACGCGCGCCCAGCACUUCCGAUUCAGUAAGACUGAAAUGUAGAGAACUUUUGGCUGUGGCUCUCAAAACAGGAGAUGACUACAUUGCCAUCGGUGCUGAUGACGAGGAGUUGGGUGCUCAGAUUGAAGAAGCAGUAUUCCAAGAGUUUAAAAACACAGAUGCAAAAUAUAAGAACAGAGUGCGGAGCAGAAUCGCAAACCUCAAAGAUGCAAAAAACCCAAACUUGAGGAGGAACGUUUUGUGCGGCAACAUUGCUCCUGAUGUGUUUGCCCGAAUGACUGCGGAGGAAAUGGCAAGUGACGAACUAAAAGAAAUGCGCAAAAACUUGACCAAGGAGGCAAUCCGAGAGCAUCAAAUGGCCAAGACUGGAGGCACAGAGACUGACUUGUUUAGCUGUGGCAAGUGCAAAAAGAAGAAUUGUACCUACACACAGGUUCAGACCCGCAGUGCUGAUGAACCUAUGACAACUUUUGUUUUUUGCAAUGAAUGUGGAAACCGAUGGAAGUUUUGCUAAAUGGAUACGAUACUGCCACUCUCUUACAACAUGAAAGACAUUUUUGAAUUUGGUAAACCAAAUAGUUUUCUGAAAAGAAGAUUUUUAAAACCUGGAUUCGGACCAGCAGGAUUAUUGGAGAUCUUAGAUCAAAAUCACUAUUGAAUAAGUCCUCCCUUUUUUCCGUAAACAGAAGAUGUUCCAAUUUUAUGGUGCACCCUUAUGAGGCUUCAGAUUUUUUUUUGUGUGUUUUCUUUUUUUUAAUAACAUGGACAAGAUUAAACUUUUAUCAAUUAUGAUA
This is a messenger RNA of Spea bombifrons (plains spadefoot toad), 1368 nucleotides long. It is a transcript of the gene TCEA1, whose product is annotated as transcription elongation factor A1. The transcript is spliced from 10 exons. Gene Ontology annotation, biological process: positive regulation of transcription by RNA polymerase II; DNA-templated transcription; transcription elongation by RNA polymerase II. Gene Ontology annotation, cellular component: nucleus. The record is from RefSeq and is a predicted model, not a curated record. NCBI's taxonomy places the organism in Eukaryota, Metazoa, Chordata, Amphibia, Anura, Pelobatidae. Gene Ontology annotation, molecular function: zinc ion binding; nucleic acid binding. The coding region runs from base 168 to 1088 and encodes 306 amino acids.